Oreochromis niloticus (Nile tilapia) is the source of this 6626-nucleotide messenger RNA. RefSeq lists its product as uncharacterized. Gene Ontology annotation, molecular function: nucleic acid binding. The transcript is spliced from 3 exons. NCBI's taxonomy places the organism in Eukaryota, Metazoa, Chordata, Actinopteri, Cichliformes, Cichlidae. The record is from RefSeq and is a predicted model, not a curated record. The coding region runs from base 3468 to 4394 and encodes 308 amino acids.
AGCGCCGUGUACCACAUAAAAUCGGUUUGAGGUAGGUAAGCACAGAAUUCAUACAUAAGGCGCACCAGAUUAUGAGGCACACUGUAGAAUUUUUUGAGAAAUUAAUGGAUUUUAAGUGCGCCUUAUAGUGCGGAAAAUAUGGUAAUUGAAACUUUUACACAACAAUUUUCAGCACAGCAUGAAAAGAAGGGACUUUAGACCUAGUAUACACUUGCAGCUGGUGCACACUGCAUUUUGGUGUUGUUUUGGUUUCUCAUGCACUUCUUGAUUUUUGUUACCUUCAUGAAGCAAUAUAAAUCUACGAUUGUGUUGUGUUUUAUGGCCAUUUCGAAUAUAUAUCAGUAUAAGGACUCUGAGAUACUGAUUGCAAAGAAGAUGCAAAGAGCCACUUUGUGAUUGCUUUGCUUUGUGUUGACUUCUUCUACUGCUAUUCCACCACUGAGUUUGUGUUUCCGAGUGGCAACACCUAUCAUUUGGGGGAAGAGUCCAGUGUGCCCUGUGCGCCAGUUUAAAUGCUUAUGAGGCUGUGGUGAAAUCACAGUUGGCGCAUCCAAACCCAUAUACUAUACAUAUGGAUUGCAGCUGUCUAUCUUGAAAGCCUGAUCAAGAUCCUACAUGUGUCAUUAUAUGGCACCUGAAGUGUUUUCAGUAUUUUUUUUGUAUGUUUGUCACACUUAAAUGUUUCAGAUCAUCAAACAAAUGUAAAUAUUAUACAAAGAUAACACAAGUAAACACAAAAUUAAGACAUUAUUUAGAAAGGGGAAAAUAAUCCAUGGCCCUUUGUUUGCAAGAACUGACAAUGAGUCUUUUACAGCGCUGUUGAGGAAUUUUGGCCCACUCAUCUUUGCAGAAUUGCUGGAAAUUAUUGUAUCUCUCAUUUGUUCCUGAAUUUCCUUUGACCUCGCCAUAAUGUCUGCCUUUUGAGUAUCUUUUAGUCUACUCCACUUGGUCCUAUUUCAGUGAUUUCUUGAUUGUUAGAUAUAGUUUACAGAUACAAAUGAUAUGGGUUUCAAAACUAUAUUCUGCUGUUUUACAGACAGUCAAAAUGCAAACAGCAAUUUUGAAACUGUAUGAUGCCAUAGGAGAUAAAAGAAUUGAUAAUGUUGCAUAUUCACACAUCUGCUUAAACUGAUAAAGGCAGAGGGGCAGUGUUACAUCUAAGCCAUUUAAAAGUAUUAUUUUCACAAAUGUGAAAAACUUGUGAUAGGGUUUUAGGGAUUUAAUCAGUACCAGGAGAGGAAUGUUAAUAUUACAUUUUGUUUGCAAGGCAGAUGACGAUGAAUCAAAUGCAGAAUUAGGUAAGGCUUUGUUUUAAUUUAGGUUUGAAGCUUCAUGGCUCCUAUUUCACCAAAUUUUUUCAGUGUAAAAUUAUCUCAGUGAUAAUAGUCUAAGGUAGCAGUGGUCAGUUAAUUUCAGUUGAAGCCCUGCCUGAAGCACACAUUCAGAGAUGCAGUCCUGUCCUCCCUCUGCUCUGUACAAAGUCUCAAAAUGUAAUUCCAUCUGAUCCAAGAAAGGAAUGGCUUAGAAGGGAGGUUAGGACCGUACCUUUCCUUUAGCAGUUUUACUAGAACUUAAUCUUCCACCAGACCCCAAUCAGAUUAAUUCCUGGGAGGACAUCAUUGCCUAUAAAGGACCAGCGGCCUGUCGGUAGAGAUAAGGAGCCUUCGGGCUGAGUUCCUGACUGGCCUUCCCUAUGUCUGGUGCUAUGCUGAUCAGAUUUGGUCACAAACAGGGUCCACCACUGCUUGGUAAUCAGGAACCAGAGUCUGCCUCAGGAGAGCUGCACUCAUUUUGAUAAUACCAUUAGAUGACAGUGCCCCAUCGCUGCUACACUUGGUAAGUUAAUAUUUUAGAGCUGUCCUCUGCUUUUAUGAUGGCCAUCUGGGUUAUAUGUGGUGUGGGCCUGGAUGUAGACAGGGCUACAUCCACAAUAUCAGUGGGCAUGGCUGUGUGUAUGUGUGUAUCUGCUUGGUGACGACUGGAUCAUAGCUCCAGUGAAUAGGCUCAAACGGCAUUAGAGAAUUGAUUACCGGUCCCAAAGCAGUGAUAAACUGCAGACUGUGAAUUGAGCUACUCUAAUCAAUGGAAAAUGUAUGCCUGGAAAUGUUGCAACUCAUUGAGACAGGGCAGAUUUGCUGGCUUCUCUGAUAGCUUAGUACCUCUCCUAAUACAUCAUAAUUGGAUGCAGGAUGGUGCUGGCAAGCAUCAGGUUGGUUUUUCGUCUCUGGCACUUGUUUCUUUUAUGUCUGUAUGUGCAAGGAAGUAGUAGGUAUCAGUUUGUUUUUCUCUUCCUUGAUGCAAAGGAGACUGAAGACUGAAUCGUACAGUUUGAUUAUUUCUUAAAUGCUGCAUCACAAUUCAUCAUGUGGUUUUUCACUUAAAGAUUUGGGAGGAUGAGAAUCUUACAAAUAUUCCACCAGAGAGAAAAACCUUGAUAAAAAUACUUAAAAUAUCACACAAGUUUUUUAAAAGCUAAAUAAAAAGCUUUAAAAGCUUUUAAAAAAAUCUUUUUGCUAUGUUCUUUCCAUACUUCCCACAUUGCCCCCUGUUACUAGGAUUUUAAUAAGCGCAUAGUGCUCCUUGGGUUCUCAUUUUCUUGUGCUUAAUUGCCUGGCAAUGUGGCCAGGACGCAAUAGGCAGGGAUUACCCUCUGACCCAAAGAGACAUUAUUCUCCCUUCAUCUUAAUGAGAUAUGGGCUAAUUUCUCAUUAUCACUGCACAAAGACUGUGCAGCUGAAUGUGCAAGACUGCCCCCACCCAUACUUUGUUGAAGGAAAACUGGAGUUUGGUUUUGACAGAUAUGAUAUGAUAGAUAAGGGGGAUGUGUGAAAAUGUGAAGAGUUCCUCUUGCUAUCUUUUUAUCUUGGAUGCAAUCAACUAUAACCGUUAACUCAGAGAUAAAGACAGAGAUUAAAAAAAUUUUAAAAAGGAGAUAAAACAUGGAUAUGAAUGGAAAGUAAUCAUAUUCGGCUUUCAGCAUUUUUCCUCUCAUGUUCAUCUUGUGUUGUCGUCAUCACAGUGUGAAAGCAAAGUUAUAUUACAGUUUUUCUCAAAUGCUAAAACAAAAACGCUAAACCUCUAAACCAAAUGACCAGUUGUCUAAACACAUUUACUAAAUCUAGCCAUCAUUUACCAAUAUCAUAAACACAUGUCACAUGAAGACACAGUUCACAGAACACAAUCCUCCGUUGUCAUAAAUCUAACCACAUCUUUCCUUGCUAAAACACAAGUUGCAAAAGAACUCUGCUCAUAUUCUCAAAUGAAAGCUCAUGUGAUGCAACAUGCUUGCCACAGUCAGCAAUAUUUGAACACAAUGAACACACCUGGCGUCAUUCAUUACACACAACAACUCAAAAUUGGAUGGUGGAAGAGGAGCAGGUCAACGAGGAAGAGGAGGAGGCUAACAUGGGAGAAGAGAAGGUCCAGGAGGGAGAGCAUGACAACCUCGCACCAUCAUUACGGACGAGAUGCGAGCAACAGUCAUUGACCAUGUCAUUGUCCAUGGCAUGACAAUGGCUGAAGCAGGACUAAGAGUCUGUCCAAACCUGAGUAGGUUCACCGUGGCCACCAUUAUCAGGGCAUUCAGACAACACUACAGAGUUGAAAGAAUGCCACAUAGAGGUGGGAGGGUUGCCAUAUUUACAGCGGCACAAGAAACCCUCAUUGUGGAUAUGGUUCGUGGGAACAACCUCAUCAGACUCCGGGAGAUCAGAGACAAAGCAACUCUGCGCGACACAAAGACCUACGUUACGAGUAUGUGCAAAGGAUAUUACAGUUGGACGCGAUGGCCAGACCUCAUGAGUACCUCUUCCUGGAUGAGGCUGGCUUCAACCUGCAGAAACGAAGGCAAAGAGGCCGUAACAUCAUUGGCCAAAGAGCCAUCACUGAGGUCCCUGGCCAACGGGGGGCUUGUCCACCGGCAUGCUGUCCUUGGGUCUUACAACACCCAACGUCUCCUCACCUUCCUAGAGGAGCUAAAAGACAUCCUCCUGGACCGCCAACAACACCAUCCUGGGCCCGCACAUCACAUUUAUGUGAUCAUUUGGGACAAUGUCUGCUUCCACAGAACAAACCAGAUCAGAGAGUGGUUCACCACCAACAGUGACCACUUUUUAAACGUCUGUCUGCCACCCUACUCCCCUUUCCUGAACCCUAUAGAGGAGUUCUUUUCAUCGUGGAGAUGGAAGGUUUAUGACAGACAACCAUACACAAGAGAGAACCUCCUAAGGGCAAUGGAGCUGGCCUGUGUUGACAUCCCAGCGGAGGCCUUCCAAGGAUGGAUUCGCCAUUCCAGGGCGUUUUUCCAGCGGUGCCUGGCGAGAUACAAUAUAGCCUGUGAUGUGGAUGAGGUGAUGUGGCCCGAUGCAGCUCAGCGACAUGAUGCCGCACAGUGAUUUGGUGUGUGUGUGGUGUAAAUAAAGUAAAUAAAAAAACUUCACACCCUGAUCAUGUUUUCAAGAGUACUGUUGUGUGCAAUAGAUUCUGUUUUUGCAUUGAGUUGUGUUACAGUAGUGUACGUACAUGCAGGAUUUUCUAUAGAUUUAUACUCUUCAUAUGAAACUCACAAAUCUAAAUGCCUCUGCAGAGAUCUACGACGAUCCGUUACUGUAUAGUUUCGAAAAAUAUGCAUUGGCAGUUAUGAAACAAAGAACCUUCUCACAAAUUGAGCAUUGUGUUUUCAAUUUUGCUGUAGUGUGUAAUGAUGUGUAUAGUGUUUACAUUUUUGAAAGCUUCGAGCUGCUCUUUUGGUGUGAAAGUUUGUUUUAUGCAGUGGGAAGGUGUGGUUGUGUUUAUGUAGCUUUAGAAAAGGGUGUUGUGUUUAGACAUUGGGGAACAUGGUGGAAACGUUUGUGAAAUGUGUUUUAGCAUUUGAGAAAAACUAAUAUCUGAGUGCUUUGGAUUUCAAAAUAUGUUCAGCGUUAUUCCUUUUUGGCUUAUAUAUCAUCUAAAAUCGUUUAGAAAUGUUUUUGCAUUGUACACGUUCUCUAAAGUUGGCUUUCGAAGCAUCUUGAUAUCCUUUCUAAUGUAUAUUAGCCUCCAUUUCCAUGUUUUUAAUUUUUUCACACGAUAGGUUUCAGAUACUGACAUUUUUGCAAUCAUGGUUUGAAAAUUGAUUCUGACUGCUUUUUUUCAUCGAAAAGCUCAGCAAAUACUGUGGUCUGCUGGUGUGGACGCUCCUCUUCUGCUUGAAAGCUUUGUCCUUCUUGGUUUAAUGUGUUUGUCUGUGAGAUAAUGUGUUUUCCUUUCAGCUUGCAGUGAACCACAGGAUCGUUUCUAUCCCUCCAUAGAAAUAAUGAGCAAAUUGCCUCCUUACCGAUGUGUAUCUAUGAAUUCAAGAAACUCUCACCCUGGAAUGAAACCGCUGCCAAUUUUGCAAGUCAUAAUGCAUAAGAGAGGGAAACUUUCUCCUUUUGGGGAAAUUGGAGUCUUCUUUCUCACCACCUGUCAAGUGCUAGUCCAAAUAUAUUCAGUCUUGUGUAGAAGUGAUUUUGUCCUGUGUCUCUUGAUGCAGAUAGCUUGCUAGCUGCUCACUGCCUUUACUUGUAGCCGUUUUCAACUGGUAAUAAGGUCAUUUUUGGCAGCUUAAAAAAAAAGAAAGCUCUAAGGAUGCUAAUGAGGUGUCAAUUCAAAGCAGAAUUAUUAGAAAACCAACUCAUUAACAUUACAGGGAAUCGUUUUGCUAAGAAGUAUGGCACAACAGUGAUAUAAACAUUACCUACCAAGAAGAAUUAAGGAGGGAAAAUAAGUGUUUUGCAUUCUAGCAGAUUUAACACUUUUGCAUUCCGCAGACAGUUUUUCAGCUAAUAGGCCAUUAGAUCAAAAAAUGUGUGCCGUUCAUGGACAAACAACAAUGUUGUGUCUUUAAAUACGGCUGCAGCUGUUGUCUCCAAGAAGAGACGUUUGUUUUGCAAAAGGAAGCCACAAAAUGAAAAAGCGUGUAUCAAAAACAGGCAGAUGUGUUAACGGGUAAAUGAUAUCAAGCUAAAUAAAAACACGUCUUAAUUAAGGUAAUCAUUUCAUUGUGCAAAUAAAAGAACAGGGAGGCACUGCUCACAGACAUUUAAUAAUUGUUCUGUGAAUACAAAGAACUUCCUCCAACUACUAAAGCAUUUUUGAGAAAAAAAAAGCCUUUAUAUUAUUUAUUUAAAAAAAAAAACAAGCACAAAAACCCCCGCAACUAAAUGCUGCAUUGAAAAUGUUUAAAAUACAUCACUAAAUUCAGUUGAAACCAAUCUUUUGGCAUUAUGCAGUGACACUAAGAUGACAUUGUAGUUGCAUUUAAAUGAGUCUUUCUGAUAAGUUGCACUUCAUAAAAGCAAUCAAAUGGAACUCCCACACACUGUCUCGUUUGCUGCUAGAGUAUUAAUUAAAUUACGUUUCGGUCUGUCUGACCUUCAGUCAGGUGCCCAAAGAUUUUGUAUCAGAUCUGCAGUGAAGCAAAAGCCCAUGCUUCUAACUAAUUUUGUCACAGUCUACGGCAGGGAGGUAACUGAGCGAUCAAACUCUUUUCCAGGCACAGGGUAAAUAGAGAAAAGGACACAAAAAUGUGGAUUACUUCUUUGUAUUUUCACCUGUAUUGCUGCUACGUUUGAAUGAAAAAUCAAUUACUGUGGUGAUUAAAUACU